AUGAGCGCUCCUUCUUCCAAGACUCCAAUUUGGCUCGACUGCGAUACCGGGCAUGAUGAUGCCUAUGCCCUCCUGCUCUGCGCGCACGAUCCAAAAGUCGAGCUGCUCGGCGUAAGCACUGUCCACGGCAAUGCUGCGCUCGAGCAGACCACGUACAACACAAGGGCAAUCUUGGAGGCAGUUGGAAAGCGCCGUGUGAAGGUCUAUACUGGCGCUUCGAAGCCUCUCGUACGCGAUGCUGUACAUGCUGCCGACAUCCAUGGCGAGUCCGGCUUGGAUGGUGUCACCUUGCUACCGAGUCCCGUCGAACCAGCAGCGACCGACGUCGACCACCUCGAAGCCAUGCACCGAGCGCUCAUGGCUACACCACCAAACACCGCUUGGUUGGUCUCCACGGGCACAUUGACCAACAUCGGCAUGCUAUUUCAGAAGUACACCCAUCUAGCGGCUCAUCUCAAAGGUCUCAGUAUAAUGGGUGGUGCGGUGGGUGGAGGUUUUACGGAUGCGCCAAUGGGUACGGUUGAGGGAGAGGGCGAAAGAUUUGGCAACUGGACGCCAUAUGCUGAGUUCAACAUCUACUGUGAUCCUGAAGCAUCUCACUUCAUCUUCUCGCACCCUGUUCUGAAGCUCAAGACGACACUUGUACCUCUUGAUCUGACGCAUCAAGUUCUCGGUACGAAGAAAGUUCGCCAGACACAGCUAUACGGAGAUGCGACAUGGAACUCGCCAGGCUCGAAGAGUGACCACACACCUUCGGCUGUGCGGGCCUUGUUCACUCAAAUCAUGUCUUUUUUCGCUGGGACAUACGCUGAGGUUUUCUCUAUAACCGAAGGGCCACCGUUACAUGAUCCGCUCGCUGUCGCAGCUGCUUAUAAUCCCGAAAUAUUCGACGACAGAGGCGGCGAACGCUUCCAAGUUGAUGUAGUCACCGAAGGCCUUCAUUCGUCGGACAAGUUGAAAGUUGGUGAGCUUGGUAGAACAAAGGUCACCAAGCUUCCAAUCGGUGAAGGUGGCUGUCGCAUACCUAGAAGCGUUAACCUUGAUGCAUUCUGGGGCAGUAUCGAAAGUGCGCUCAAGUGUGCAGAUGCAGUCAGUCCAAUGCCCAAGGUUUCUAUCCAAGAGCUGGAAGAAGCUGGUGUCUUCAACGGUAUUGAAAAAUUACAAUGA
Molecule: messenger RNA, 1167 nt
Organism: Alternaria burnsii
Lineage: Eukaryota; Fungi; Ascomycota; Dothideomycetes; Pleosporales; Pleosporaceae
Product: inosine-uridine preferring nucleoside hydrolase
Exons: 6
Coding region: 1-1167 (388 amino acids)
Biological process (GO): purine nucleoside catabolic process
Cellular component (GO): cytosol
Molecular function (GO): purine nucleosidase activity
Source: RefSeq, a predicted model, not a curated record